Molecule: messenger RNA, 2709 nt
Organism: Monopterus albus (swamp eel)
Lineage: Eukaryota; Metazoa; Chordata; Actinopteri; Synbranchiformes; Synbranchidae
Gene: faah
Product: fatty acid amide hydrolase
Exons: 15
Coding region: 307-2079 (590 amino acids)
Biological process (GO): fatty acid catabolic process
Molecular function (GO): fatty acid amide hydrolase activity; amidase activity
Source: RefSeq, a predicted model, not a curated record
AUUUAUGCAAACAAAUCUUUUGCACAGACUGAUAUAUCGGCUGAGCAGUGGAAUAUCGUUUAUGAUCAUUCAGAUUAGUUGAGGCAAAAACGGCGUCCGCUACCUUACAAAUAUUAUUUUAGAAAAGGAUGCUCUGACGUCACGGGUGUAACCGUGUUUGGGCAGGCUACAUAUAUGCGCGGGUAAUCACGCCCAUCUUUACUUUUAAGCUGUGUGUGACCAUCGCAGUAACUAUACGCGACUCGAUUCACCCUGUGGUUGUGUUAGCCGACGUGCACCGUGCAGCGAACACACACAGGGAGAGCCAUGGUAAAUGUGACGGAGUUUCUUCAGCGAGUGGAGCUUGACAGACGGACGGCGGUGCUACUGACGGGUGCUGCGUGCGCUGCGUGCGCUGCGGGAGCUCUGCUGCUGCUGGCCCGCAAGAUCACUAGCCACCAAGAAGUGAAGGCUAAAAUCCAGAGAGCCAGAAACCGGAGGACUGAGAGCCUCCAGCGGGCGGAGCUGGCUGUACUCCGGUACAAGGAGUCGCAUCCAGCAACCAAAUCUGUUCACAUUUUGACGCUGCCCCUGUCUGAGUUGACAAAGCAACUGCAGGGAGGCUUGCUGACCCCUGAGGAUGUGUUUUAUUCUUACAUGGAAAAGACUCUGGAUCUACAGAAAAGGCUGAACUGCUGCACAGGGAUUUUGCUGGAAAGUUUUGAUCAGCUAAAAACUGUUGCCUCUAACAAGGAAGGUCUUUUGUAUGGAGUUCCAGUUAGCAUCAAAGACAACCUGGGAUACAAGAAUCAUGACUCUUCCUGUGGUGUGAUCAUUAAUCUGGACCAGCCUGCCCAGGAAGACUGUGUGCUUGUUAAGGUUCUGAAGAGACAGGGAGCCAUUCCUUUUGUGAAAACCAACAUUCCUCAAGGCCUAUUAAGUUAUGACUGUGGUAACCCGAUUUAUGGGCAGACCUUGAACCCUCAUAACUCCAAGAAGACCUCUGGAGGUUCCUCCGGUGGGGAGGGGGCUCUCAUUGGUGGGGGAGGCUCUCUGCUUGGUUUAGGUAGUGAUAUCGCAGGUAGUAUUCGUCUCCCUUCUGCCUUCUGUGGAAUCUGUGGCUUCAAGCCAACAGCAGGGCGGCUAAGUUCAUGGGGAUUGAGUCACGUUUAUCGAGGGCAAAAGUCAGUGCUGGCAUCUCCUGGGCCCAUGGCAAGAGACGUGGACAGUCUGGCUCUGUGUAUGCAGGCUCUGCUCUGCAACCACAUGUUCUCCCUGGACCCUACUGUUCCACCUGUACCCUUUAAUGUGCAGGUAUAUCAGAGCUCCAAACCUCUGAGGAUCGGUUACCUAGAAAACGACGGCUACACACAACCGUCUCCAAGCAUGGCCCGAGUCAUAAGAGAAGUCAAAGCUCUGUUAGAGCAAGCAGGCCACACUCUGGUGCCCUACAGUCACUUGAAGAUCGAGUAUGCUCUCAGCGAACUGACUGUAAAGGGUUUGUUUGCAGAUGGCAUUACCACCCUGCUACAAAAACUGGAGGGAAGCCCUCUGGACCCCUGUGUCAGACAACAGGUUCUCCCUUAUUAUCUUCCCAAGUGGUUGAAGAAAACCAUUGCCUUCCUUCUCAAACGCCUGUCUCCUCGUAUUGCCCACAUUUUCAAUAGCCUCCUUGGAGUUGGAGCUGUUGCAGAUGUGUGGAAGCAGCAUGCUGCUGUUGAGGACUACAUUCAUGAAACAAUCGCAUAUUGGAGAAGAUGUAACAUAGACGUGCUGUUGUGCCCUGUGGUCGCACCAGCCUUUAACCAUUUGUACCCUGGCAAGGUUUUCAGUCCUCUCUCUUACACAUCAAUUUACAAUCUCCUCAACUUUCCCGCCGGCGUUGUUCCUGUUUCCACGGUGACAGCAGAGGACGAAGAAGAACUCAAGCACUAUAAAGGCAUUUAUCGGGACCACUGGGACAUGCUCUUCAAACAGGCCGUGUCUGACAGCAAGGGUCUGCCCAUGGCCGUGCAGUGUGUCGCCCUGCCAUGGCAGGAUGAGCUCUGCCUGCGCUUCAUGAAGGAGGUGGAACAACUGGUCAAACAGAGCAGCAGGUGAAGCCUGGGGCCCACAUGUGGGGCUGCAAACCUCAGGGGCCUCCAGGUAAAUUUGCUUCGAGUACAGAAAUCAAAUGUGAAAACACAAACAAUAAUAACACUACUGCUGUUAAUCAUUCAGUGUUAAGAUACGAGAGUUGUGACAUUACAGUUAAACUGAAGACAAUAACAUUCAGAUCACUGCUAGAAAGGAUGCGCUUGUGUACUUGUUUUUAACUGUUCAUUUGUAUGGUGUUGUACUACUUUUAACAAAUGAACUUAACAUUUUAUGUUUUUGUCAUACAUUUUGGUUUAAAAUGUCUAACACUUGACAGUUGUGAUUAUAUGAAUCUUACAUUUGUUUCAGAAAUCUGCUGUAUUUGAACUGUCUUUUGAACAAACUUUUUAAUCACAGUUAGGCGAACAGGCACCACAAUGGCAUGUUGAAAAUGUAAAACGUAUGAGGAAACUAAUACUCUCGCCUUGAUCAUUAAAGGAAUCAACCACUCACUAUGCUAUGAAGGAAUGAAAAGAGGUAGCAGAUUUCUCACAGAGGAACAUGGCUGUUAAUUGUUUCCACACUGGAAAGGUUGAUGUUUGCUUUCAAGAUGUUGAAAUGUUACAAAUCAAUAAAAACAUGAGAUCCACUGUU